UUUUCCUUUCCAUCUCAGGAAGCCAAACAUGACCAGAAAGUUCUUCACAAACACCCGGGAGCGGUGGAGGCAGCAGAACGUCAACAGUGCAUUUGCCAAGCUGAGGAAGCUUAUCCCCACUCACCCUCCAGACAAAAAGCUGAGCAAAAAUGAAACUCUUCGUCUGGCCAUGAGGUACAUCAACUUCUUGGUCAAGGUCUUGGGGGAGCAAGGCCUGCAGCAAACAGGAGUGGCUGCUCAGGGAAACAUCCUGGGACUCUUUCCUCAGGGACCCCACCUGCCAGUCCUGGAGGACAGGACUCUGCUGGAUGACUGUCAGCUUCCUUCCCCUGGCCCAGCCCAUCACAUUGCAUAACACGACUCAGCC
This is a messenger RNA of Elephantulus edwardii (Cape elephant shrew), 367 nucleotides long. It is a transcript of the gene TAL2, whose product is annotated as T-cell acute lymphocytic leukemia 2. The record is from RefSeq and is a predicted model, not a curated record. NCBI's taxonomy places the organism in Eukaryota, Metazoa, Chordata, Mammalia, Macroscelidea, Macroscelididae. The transcript has a single exon. Gene Ontology annotation, molecular function: RNA polymerase II cis-regulatory region sequence-specific DNA binding; DNA-binding transcription factor activity, RNA polymerase II-specific; protein dimerization activity. The coding region runs from base 29 to 355 and encodes 108 amino acids. Gene Ontology annotation, biological process: regulation of transcription by RNA polymerase II.